Achroia grisella is the source of this 2281-nucleotide messenger RNA. Its product is annotated as protein disulfide-isomerase A5. The record is from RefSeq and is a predicted model, not a curated record. Gene Ontology annotation, molecular function: protein disulfide isomerase activity. The transcript has 12 exons. Lineage: Eukaryota; Metazoa; Arthropoda; Insecta; Lepidoptera; Pyralidae. Gene Ontology annotation, biological process: protein folding. Bases 332 to 2269 code for a protein of 645 amino acids. Gene Ontology annotation, cellular component: endoplasmic reticulum.
UAGUAGAAAAGUUUUAAAAUUGAUAAUGAAUUAAUUGUUAUGUUAUCUUAUCUUAUCUAUAAUUGUUUACAGAAAGGGAUCUUAUUUAGCUUUUAAUUGUAGAGUGUUAUCCAUAUAUACCACAAUAGCUAUAACUACUAACAUAACUUCAUAUAUUCUGUGCUGUUUAUAAAACUAUUUCUAACUAAAUAAUUUAAGUCAAUUCUUUGCAAGGUACAUCCUAUACACUGACAGUAUCUAACAUAGUAGAUAGGCGAAGAUGAAUUUAUAGCGUAGUAUAAAUAUACCCAAUUAAUAAUAUUGUUUAGUUAAUAAAAUACAAAGUUUAAGAAUGAUGUCUGGAAACCUGUUUUGGAAGAUAUUUCUACCCUUGUUAUUUAUAUUAGCACAAAUAUCAGUUCAAGCGAAGAAACAAAAGUCAUCAGUUGUGACCGAUGUGGAUGAUAUAAAGGAAUUUAAGAAGCUAUUAAGGACUAAAACAAAUGUUUUAAUACUAUAUGUGAAUGUACCAAAGUCUUCACAGACCAUUAUAGAUGUAUUCAAGGAUACAGCUGAUAUUGUAAAAGGACAGGCAACUCUAGUACUCAUAGACUGUAAUAAUAGUGAAGGUAAGAAACUAUGUAAAAAGGUGAAAGUACCAUCAUCAAACCCUUACUACUUGAGGCACUACAAAGAUGGUGACUUCCAUAAGGACUACGAUAGAAGUGAGACCGUCAGUUCUAUGGCGAAUUUUCUCCGAGACCCUACCGGGGACUUGCCGUGGGAAGAGGACACCACGGCCACAGAUAUUUUUCAUCUACCUGAUGGAGAGGCAUUAAUUAAAUUUCUCAAGAAGGGUGCGGCCGCGUACAAGAAAUCAAUGAUCAUGUUCUAUGCUCCUUGGUGUGGAUAUUGUAAGACAUUGAAACCAGAGUAUGUAGCGGCUGCAGCUGAUUUGAAGGGUGAAGCAUUGUUGGCUGCUAUUGACGUUGCCAAACCGGGUAAUUCGAAAAUAAGACAAGUUUAUAACAUAACCGGUUUUCCAACACUCUUAUAUUACGAGAAAGGGCAGUUCAGAUUCCCGUACAACGGCGAAAAUAAGAAACAGGCUAUAGUAGACUUCAUAAAGGACCCCACGACACAGUUACAGCAGAAAAAAACCGAAGUAGCAGAUGAAAGUUGGUCGCAGGAUUCUGAUGUUGUGCAUCUAGAUGUGGAAAAUUUUAACAGUGUUUUAUCAAAAGCUGAGCACGCGUUGGUUGUGUUCUAUGCCCCGUGGUGCGGCCAUUGCAAACGUAUCAAGCCAGAGUUCGAAAAGGCAGCUACAAGAAUAAAGUUGGAAAAGAUUACAGGUAUAUUGGCAGCGGUCGACGCCACGAAGCAGCCAGACUUGGCGUCACGGUUUGGCGUCAAAGGAUACCCAACGUUGAAAUACUUCAAUAAGGGCGAGUACAAAUACGAUGCUGGCCAGGCGAGACAGGAAGAGCAAAUCGUCAACUUCCUCAAGAAUCCUCAAGAGCCACCGCCGCCUCCACCACCCGAGAAGCCCUGGUCUGAAGAAGAGAGUCCCGUGCGCCACCUCGACUCCGCGACCUUCAGAAGCACACUGCGAAAGAUCAAACAUGCCAUUGUCAUGUUUUACGCACCGUGGUGUGGACACUGUAAGAGUACAAAACCGGAAUUCGUGAAAGCCGCAGAACAGUUUGCUGAUGAGCUGAUGGUUGCAUUCGGGGCUGUUGACUGCACAGUCCACCAGGACGUGUGCGGGAAUUACGAUGUCAAGGGAUAUCCCACGAUCAAGUACUUCAGCUAUUUCGAUAAACAAGUGAAGGAUUACUCAGGUGGAAGAAAGGAAGCGGAUUUUGUCUCUUUCAUACACACACAUAUGGGCAGUCAACAGACGUCACAAAAGGCAGCUAAGAGCAACCAGGACGCCGGGUUUGGUGUUAACGUCCUGCUAUCCACUGAUGAUGAUUUCGAGAAAAUCAUUGCUGCUCCCACACACACGUUCGUCAUGUUUUAUGCCACGUGGUGUGGACACUGCGUGACUGCGAAGCCGGCGUUCAGUCGACUGGCAACAGCAUUGAAGACUGAUAAAUCACCAGUCAAAGCGGUAGCCGUAGAAGCAGCUGAAAACUCCAAAGCGGCCGAUCUAGCUGGCAUACAAACGCUGCCCACCUUCAAAAUGUUCGCCGCCGGGAAACACGUGGCCGAUUAUGACGGCGACAGAUCCGUCGAGGACAUGGUCAACUUCUGCAAACAAUACGAGAAGAUGAAAGACGAGUUGUGAUCUUAGCGGAAU